Molecule: messenger RNA, 324 nt
Organism: Cricetulus griseus (Chinese hamster)
Lineage: Eukaryota; Metazoa; Chordata; Mammalia; Rodentia; Cricetidae
Source: RefSeq, a predicted model, not a curated record
UGGGCUCCAAGAAGGCCAUCACAGCCAGUGCCCCCUACUGCCCCAUAGAGAAGGAACAUGAGCGAGUCCAGUUCAAAGUCCAGCCAGCCUCUGACCUCUAAGCAGGAGAAGGACGGGACUGAGAAGCAACGCCGGGGUAGACUGCUCAAGCAGCCUCCUAAGGAGCCCAGUGAAGUGUCAACACCUAAGAGGCCUUGGGGCCGACCAAAGAAACUGGAGAAGGAGGAAGAGGAGGGCAUCUCCCAGGAGUCCUCGGAGGAGGAGCAGUGACCAUGCGCAUUUCCGCCUGCUCCUUGGCCAUCAAAGGAGCAGCUUUUCCUUGGG